Messenger RNA from Dendronephthya gigantea, 1523 nucleotides. RefSeq lists its product as uncharacterized. Lineage: Eukaryota; Metazoa; Cnidaria; Anthozoa; Malacalcyonacea; Nephtheidae. The transcript has 6 exons. The record is from RefSeq and is a predicted model, not a curated record. Bases 286 to 1416 code for a protein of 376 amino acids.
CAUUAUUACUUUAAUGUAUGUCUGACUCCGAUUUUAACCUUUCAACUCAUCAAAGCCUGGUGUGUGCUGGCUUAUAGUUUCUUUGAAACAAAGGCAGAAAAAUUUCAUCAUAUUGUAGAGGAUCGAUCGUCGAGAGUGUUGUACAUUUGUCAUAAACACUGGUCGAAGCCCUGCGCUUUUGUACUGCCAGUUCGUAGUAAUACGUGUAACUCACGGCUCGGAUAAAACUAUAUAUACCUAUAUAGUUGGUAUUGUGUCUUCAAACAGACAGCUUCAGUUUGAGCGAUGAAUGCAAAGAAAACCAGCGUUCCUGUGACUCAGGUCAAAAGCAAUUUUCUUCCAGUUCCUAGUAUUCAGUUGGUAAUUGUGUGCGUUUCACUUGCUGUUGCUUUAACAAUGUCGGCGUUGAUCAUUUUUGUCGAUGUUGCUUCCCCAUCUCUCGCCGAUAUCUUUUUAUCGCCAAAGUAUUUUCCCCUGGGACAAGGUCUGCAGUUACGUAGCCGUCGUUGGACAAAAUCGAAGUUCGAAUGUGAUAAACAUUGCGCGUUAAACGAUGACAAUUUCCGACGAUUUGGUGGGGUACAAUGUGGACGUGCAGUGUGGCAAAGCACAGCCGAUCAUGGCGAAGGCGAUAGAUAUGUUAGCCGUAUCGAUACCUUAUACAAACUGUUUGAAAAUUCAUCGGCAGCUGUGGGAUAUUUUACAAAUUAUUGGACAGGUAGACUGGACGAUUCUCAAGCACUGCCGUUAGACCAUUACUUUGAUGCAACAAACGUCUCUCCACAAGCAGGAGGGAAUUAUAGAGCUUAUAGAUGGGAUCCUGUUGCAAAGCCUGCAUCUGGAGAAACACAGCAUUCAAGACGACAAGCGAGGCAUAUACAUUAUAUAUUUGUGCAAGGUCGUGUUUUCGCUCGCCUCCUUGUGCAAGGGUUUAACAACAGUCAUGAUCAACGCCUGGCAGUGGAUUUUGCAGGAAGGUUGGCUGGUACUAUGGCUGGACUUAUUGAAAAACAUGAACCAUCAUCAAUUAGGAAGUUUUUGCUGUCUGUUCAACGUGGUAUUCGCUAUGUGAUCAGGUCCACACCAGGAAUUUUUGUGCAAAAGUUGUCAACAGCCCUACACAUAUUGUCGUGUUGUUGCUCGAGUAUCCUCAAUAGUACUUGGUCAUCUUGGCACAGAUGGUUUCUUUCGCAGUUAAAAUAUCUGUGGAGACAUGUAACAGGUUCAUCAAUCCGGGAUCUUCACUUUCUUGGUGUGGCUGUUGCGGUUCUGUUGGUGCAUAAAGUACAACUGUUGUUGUCUCAUUAUGAUGAGAUGAGUUUCAGUCAUAUCAAAUGUCGAAGUAUGGUUACAACUGCCGUUGAGAAUAAUCGACGACAACAGUUGAUUGGCCAGGACUUUGAUUCUGAAUUUUAAAUAUAUUGUUGAGUUGUAGUUGAACGGUUGAAUAACCAAGUCGCUGUUACUAUUUAAUGAUUAAUAAAGAAACGCCUUUGGCUUUAUGAAUAGCCUAAGAAUAUAGG